This is a messenger RNA of Anopheles coluzzii, 1519 nucleotides long. RefSeq names its product pickpocket protein 28-like. Gene Ontology annotation, molecular function: ligand-gated sodium channel activity. Bases 80 to 1519 code for a protein of 479 amino acids. The record is from RefSeq and is a predicted model, not a curated record. The transcript is spliced from 4 exons. Gene Ontology annotation, cellular component: membrane. Lineage: Eukaryota; Metazoa; Arthropoda; Insecta; Diptera; Culicidae. Gene Ontology annotation, biological process: sodium ion transmembrane transport.
GUAAGGUUUUGUUUUUAUUAUUCAAGUACUCUUCAUAACGUUUCGUAUCUCUUAUUUUGUAAGGGUUUUCUGGAUAGCGAUGUGCGUCCUUUCGAUCUACGGUUGUGCAAGCCUCAUAGAAACGGUGUACGAUAAGUGGACACGCUCCCCGGUGGUAGUAACAUUCGCAGAAAAACCAACACCAGUCCACGAUAUUCCUUUCCCGGCCGUUACAAUCUGUCCGGUUACGAAGGUGAAAUCAAAAGUGCUCAACUUUACUACCAUCUAUCAGCACCUUGUGCACGGUGGAAACGUGACGGAUGAAGACUACGAUCGGUUCCUCGCCAUGAUACAGGUGUGCGACUUUUCGUUCAAUAAAUACUUAGUCAAACAGCAAUUUGACGACAAUCUCGUACACCUGCUGCAGGAGAUGGCACCUCCGUUCGAGGAGCUGUUCCUAAUGUGCAUUUGGCGAGGUAAAUACGUCAACUGUAGCGAUCUGUUCGAGCCAACGCUCACGGAGCGUGGCAUUUGCUACACCUUCAAUGGACUUGGAGCGGACGAUAUUCUGAGGAAGGAGGAGUACCACCAAGACUUUGAACAUCUUGGAGAGAAACGAUCAUCCGAGAACUGGUCAAUGGAGCAUGGAUAUCGUCCUAAUAUAGGGCUGAAAGCUUAUCCACGACGCGUAGCCAGCCCAGGUUCUACGGCAGGUUUGUUCGUGGGCCUGAAAUCUGAACUGAGCGAUAUGGACUACCUGUGUGGUAUAUCAAACCAAAACAUUCGCAUUCCGAUGAACCAAGCACUUACCGUAAGCGUUGAUCCGUUGCAAAUCACCACCUCGGAGAACGUGAUGUCCUACAGUCCGGAGAAAAGGCUGUGCUACUAUCCGCACGAACGCUAUCUGCGCUUUUUCCGUCUCUACACCAAGGGCAACUGUGAGCUGGAGUGUCUGUCUAACUUUACGCUGCAUAUGUGCGGUUGCGUCCUGUUUUCGAUGCCACGAGCGGCCAACGUCCACAUCUGUGGGUUGGCGAAACUGGCCUGCUGCGAAGAGGCCGAAUCAAUCCUCCAGGAGCAAGGACUUGGUUCGGUGGAUAACUCAACGAAAAUGUUGCUGCAGUCGUGCAACUGUCUGCCGGCCUGUAUCUUUCUGAAGUACAAGACAGAGAUCUCGCAGUCGCACUUCGAUUGGCGCCGGCUAACUGACACGAUUCAUAUCUGUGAAAAGGAACUGAAUAACUCGGAACUGUCAUCUUUAGCAGUCUACUAUAAAGAGGUGCAGUUUAUCUCGAUCAAACGCAACCAACUGUUCGGACUUAAUGAUUUCAUCGCGAAUUGUGGCGGUAUUCUUGGUUUGUUUAUGGGUGUCAGUUUGCUUAGCAUCGUUGAGAUGCUAUACUUCUUUACGAUGAAACCACUGAUCAACUACUGUAUGCGGAGGUCGAGGAACAGCUCAAAAAUUGCUACCGUGGAACCGUACGUCCCUGGAGGCACCUAUAGCAUUACCUUUAAUAAGUUUAUUCGUGAUGCUGCUUAA